Ascoidea rubescens DSM 1968 is the source of this 435-nucleotide messenger RNA. RefSeq lists its product as uncharacterized. The record is from RefSeq and is a predicted model, not a curated record. The transcript has a single exon. The coding region runs from base 1 to 435 and encodes 144 amino acids. NCBI's taxonomy places the organism in Eukaryota, Fungi, Ascomycota, Saccharomycetes, Ascoideales, Ascoideaceae.
AUGAAUUCUAUAAAAUUAAACAAUGCUCCUUUCUCCUAUAAUUUCAAAAUUGAAAGGCAAUCAAUAUGUGGAAGACAGUCUUCACAUUCAACAAAACGAAAUCUAAAGGGCUAUAAUCUUGUAACAUUAUCCACAAACAAUUAUCAUAAGGAUGUGAAAUUUCUGGUGUGUGUCUAUCUAUUAAAUGAACAUGGUGAACAUGAUGAGUUAUAUCAGCAAUACUUGGAUGGUCAAAAAUUAAUUAAAUUUUUCAACUCAUAUCCUUUUACCCUGAAUUUUAAUUUUUCUAACUUGGGUAUCAGAAAAACUGGACGAUGGAAGUUGGGUUACACUUUAGUUGUAAUCAGUCCCAGGGACACAGAAAAUGCUUUAAUACAUAUCACUUCUAAUGUGAUUGAAGUUUUCUCUUCCAAAAGUUAUCAAUAUUAUUUAUGA